AAAAAAAAAACAAAAACAAAAAAAAGUUGCCUGAAUCAUCUCUCUCUCUGAGGUCAAUUAAUUUGAGCUGCAUGUAGGCAGGCAGGAACAAGAAGAAGGAAGUCUGCUGAUUAGAGAUGUAGAAUGCACUUCCAGCUUCUUGAUUCUGCCAUGAUCCCAAUUUUGCAUGCACCAACUUCUUGAUUCUUCUCUAAGAAUUGAAAGUUUGAAGCUCUCGUUUGUAAUUAUAUAUGUACAUUGUACGCCUGUAUAGUAGUAAUGCCUGAAAUAUAUCAGCCAUCUGCAACUAUGGAGCAUGAUGAGCAUAGUAGUAGCAAUUUGGAUAGUGGAAACUUGAGUUCGCCGCCAUCCCCCUUUGUUUAUGGAGUAGCCUAUGUUCCAGCCUCAGGCAUAAAGUUAAGAAGUUCCUCGUCCUCUAGCAGUUCCUCAUCCUCUAGCAGUUCUUCAUCAGAUUCCCCAGAGGACAAUCCAUUUGUGGGAGAUGAUGAUGAUGAUGAUGAUGAUGAUGAGGAGGAGGAGGAGGAAGAGGAGGAGGAGGAGUCUGUAAACCAAAAUGAUGACAGUUUUGAGAUGCAAUUUCCUUCCGUUGUUGUUGUUGAUGGAGGUGAUCUUCAUGCGUUGAGUAAGAAUUCACGGUCCUCUAGUUCUUCUUCAUUGAAUGAUGACGAAUUGGUGUUCGAAGAGGAGCAUAGGGAGGAUACUCAUGUUUUAGGUUUGCCAAUGUCGCAUUCAGUAGCUCUUGAUGAUGGAGCUGAUGAUGAUGAAGUUUUGAACAAAGAGUCAAGACCUUCCUCCCCAUCUAGUUCAUCUUCUUCAGGUUCUGUAUUUGAUGGUCAAUUUGGUUUCGAUGAUGACAUAGACAGAGAAAACUUGGCAUUGCCAUCCUUCCUUAAUGCUCAUGAUGAUGUUGAUCUUCAAGACUUGGGUGAAAAUGCAAGGUCCUCCGUUGACAGUUCAUCUUCAGUAGAUUCUCUGAGGAAUGGUGAUGAGGAUCAUAGAAUUACAGAUGAUCAUAAUUUGGUUAUGCAGUCUACUAUUGAAGAUGGAUUAGACGAGAAAUCUAGGUCCUCAUCCUGCUCUUCUUUGGCAGACUCAUCAUUGAAUCAACAUUUGGAAGAACAUAAUGACGAGAGAGAUAAUGACAUUGGGAUUUUGAUAGUGGAAUCUUCCCAUACUGUUGAUGGAGUAGAUCUUCAUGUCUCAAGUAAACAUUCAAGGUCAUCCUCAAUCAGUUCUUCACCAGACUCUCCAGUAUUGGAUGGUUUGCAUAGCAACAUAACUGUUGGAAAUUUGAUAAUGCCAUCUUCACCUCGUGUUGAUGGAACUGAUGUUGAGUCUCCUAGCAAGGCAUCGAGAUCCUCCUUCACUUCUUCACUAGAUUUCCCAUUGAAUGGUCCAUUUGAGGAAAGCGAAAACAUUACUGCUGAAAAUUUGCCACCGCAAUCUUCCCCUGAUGAUGAUGGUACUGAUCUUCACACUUUAACAAAAUUAUCGAGAUCCUCCUCAACCAGUUCCUCUUCAUCUUACUCACCAUUGAACGAUGGGGAUCACAAAUCAAUGACUGUAAAGUUUUCAAUGCUAUCUCCCCCUUCUGUUGAUAGUUCUGAUGUAAUUAAAUCUCCUAGCAAGACAUCAAGGUCCUCUUCCGCUUCUUCCUCACCAAAAUCUCCACUGAAGUCUGGUCCCUAUGGAAAAAGUGAUGAGGAAAUUAGAGAUUGUAGUACUGGAAACUCCACAGUGCAAUCUACACCUAAUAAAAAUGAGGCUGAAUUUCAAGAUUUAAGGAAAACAUCAAGGUCCUCCAGCUGUCGUUCUUCACCACGCUCCCCAUUGAGUGAUUCGCAUAGGAACUCGAACAUUGAGAUGUUGUCAGUGUGCUCUUCCCCUAAUAUGAAGAAAGUUGAUACUGAAGUUCAAAGCAAUACAUCAAGGCCUUCAAAAGACUCUCCAAUGGAUGACUUCAUGAAGGAUGAAAAUGAGGAAACUAGGAAUUUGAUGCUGCAAUCUUCCCCUAGUGAUAAAGGAAUCAUUGUUCAAGCUUUAAGUAAAACAUCAAGGUCUUCCUCUGCCAGUAGUUCUUCACCAGACUCCCCAUUUAAAGAGGGUAAUAAGCUGAUAGUGCAAUCUUCCUCCCCUAUAAUUGAUGGAGUCGAUAAUGAAGCUCAAGAAAGCAUAUCAAGCCCACCAAAAGACCGUCUAUCCAAUGAUUCAUGUAAGAAUGGUAAUGAAAACACUAUGAAUUUGAAGCAUUCCUCUGGCAUUGAUCAGGUUGAUGUUGAAGUUCCAUCCAAACUAUCGCGGUCCUCCUCCACGAGUUCUUCUUCAUCAGACUCUUCACAUGAUGAUCCUCCUGAACUGGAUCAUAAAGGUGCAGGACUAGAUAAGCAACACGACGAUCCUGUUUCAAGGGAUUCACCCUCACAAAAGGAAUUGCCUGUUUCGGUACAAGCAUCAACAGUCACAAAUCAUGGUUCCGAAUCUAACACAGUUAGCGACAUAUCAACAAUGAGUAAACCUCCCACACAAGUUAUGGAGCGCCCCCCUAACAAGUCUAAGUAUAGGAUACCUUCACAUGUGUUUGCUAGAACUAAGUCCAAUAACCCUGUGGAUUGGAGUAUGGCUUCUAAUGAGUCACUGUUCAGCAUUCAAAUGGGAAAUAUGAGUUUCACGGGGGAUCAGAUGUUCAUGAAAACAGAUCAGGAUUUGGGAAUGCCAGUAGAAUCAUCUUCGAUGGCAGGAGGACCAGGUCAUAUGUUUAAUCACUCAGCAAAUCAGGUUCCAGGAAAUAAAGCAACAAACGGGAAAAUCCAGGAAAAGGAAAGAGCCGAGGCUUCUGUUGAGACAAUGAAGUCAGUUUCGAAGGAAAAUGAAAAUGGCAAUAAGAAGAACUCAGUUUCCGAGGAACAAAUAUCACAUCAUCCAGCAGAAAGUGCAGCCAGCAACAAAUCUUUUGCAUUUCCAAUAUUGACAGAUGGCGAAAGAGGGCAACCAGUAAUGAGCGGUGAUGGCUCUUCCAAAGGGAAGCAGAAAGUGUCAUCGCCAAAGACGGAGCCACCAUCAUCACAGCCAUUGGAUCAACAGCAAGAGCAGGCAGAGAAAAAGAAUCCGGUGGGAGCUCAUUUUGGAUUUCGACUUAAAUGGAUUUCUUGUAUGCCAUGUUGCGCAUUCGGUCAUUAAGAAAAGAAAACAUAAUUAUCCUUAGAGGGAAAAUAAAUGCUGCAACAUAUAAACUGUUGCUUCAUGAGGCAACGGAAGAAGGUUAUAAAUAGCUUUUUUAAAAAAAAAUGGAUUAUAAAUAGCUGAUGAAUAGAAGGAAUGCAGAGUUUUUGUUCGUUAGAUGACAGUAAUUUAGAUGCAUUUUUAGGGAAACUUUCAGUUGUAGAUGUAGAUUAUGUCAGCAGUUGAUUUCAAGCAUGUUGUAUAUCUACAUAAACAUUUGGUGUAAAUACAAUCUUUCUUCUUUUGGUGUGGAA
This is a messenger RNA of Oldenlandia corymbosa var. corymbosa, 3473 nucleotides long. The record is from the annotation of a GenBank genome assembly. Lineage: Eukaryota; Viridiplantae; Streptophyta; Magnoliopsida; Gentianales; Rubiaceae.